AUGGAGCCCUCAACGCCCUCCUGUCCGCCCAAGGACAUCGAAACGGCCUACACCAGGCCACUGGAGCCGGAGUCACCGGCCAAUUUUGUCGCUGGAAAGGCUGGCAAGAGGCAGAGGAAGACUGUCACAAUGCCUCCCCCAGUCCUUAAAGGAGCCAGCGACAGCAUCCCCACGGCCACCUCUCGGCUGCAGAAGCAGUUUGAGGAGGCUCAGCAGCAACAGAACCUGCAGCAGAAGGCUCUCAUCAGAUUGGCGAAGACUCUGGACAGCUGGGUUGAGGAGGAGAAGCAGCCAGUCAGUCAGAACUUUGCCCGAAUCUUCUGUGAGAGGUUUGUCAAGUAUGUGACAGCAGAUCUGAGUGCAGCAUCAAUUCUGAGAGGGGGUGCUGCCCCGGAUACUCAUCCGCAGCCAAAUGCAGCAAAGACAGCUGCGAGGGAGCCGACUACCUGGGCGGGUGUUGCUCAGAGGGGGAAAAACUCUGCCCUCCCUGGGGUUGCCCCUGCCAAGACUGCGGCUUCCUCGGCAGGCAGGGUUAGUGGAGCUAGCCUGCAGCCCAAAAGCGCCAGUCAGCCAGGGGGCCCCACAGGGGGCACAAAACAGCAGGAGGACCCACGAGUCCUCGUCACCCUCCAGCCAGAGAAACGGGUCGCCCGGCUACAGCCAUAUGCUGUGCGGCAGGCAAUCGCUGCAAACAUUCAGGGGGUGGGGGAUGUGGCCAAUGUGCCGAAGGUGGAGCCCACCAGGACAGGUUGGGCGAUCACACCAAGCGACAGAGGCAUACGCGACGCUCUGACCACUGAGAAGGCAGUGGCUACUCUCUGUGAAGUCCUUGGCGCCACGGAGAUCCGGCUACCAGAGCGGUGGUAUAAUUAUGCUGUCCCAGGGGUCCCAGAAUUUGUCCAGGACUGGGAAGGGGCAAGAAUCCCCACAGACAAGAUGAUUGAGGGAGAGGUUCUGGCUCAGGCAAAGGUAAAGCCAGUGAGCUGUCGACCCUCGCGUCAUGGGGUGAACCCCAAGACAGGGAAGAUUACAUGGAUUGUCUCCUUCCUUGCCCCGGUAAAAGGCUUCUCACUCUUCAAUGCCAGUGAGAGGGCCAGGCUGAUUGAGAAACGGCCUUUGACAGGAUGCUCAGGAGCGGCAACCGCCGCCAGCACAGCCAGCACCAAUGGUCGCAGUGGUGGUGCCUACACCAACUGCUCAGUCAACCCAGUCAACGCAGCCCGCUGGGCUAGCACCCCGCAAGCGGGCGGCGACUCAGAGUUCCAUCAGAACAACCAGCAGGAAAAUCGCCCCCUGCAGGUCUUCUGGGCAAAUACGGCCAGGGCAGCCCCCUGUCACACAGCAGCUCUGCAGCUUGCUUUCGAGCAGGGCUGUGAAGUGGUCUGUAUACAGGAGCCAUACACACACCCUGGCACCAAGACUUCUAACCACCCAGCGUAUGAGUGCUUUGCGCCUAUCCCCUCGUCCGUAGAUCCACUGAUUGAAGAUCCCAUUUCAUACAAAAACAUCAAGAAAAUGAAAACGGCCUGUUGA
This is a messenger RNA of Histoplasma mississippiense, 1533 nucleotides long. RefSeq lists its product with no specific name. Bases 1 to 1533 code for a protein of 510 amino acids. The record is from RefSeq and is a predicted model, not a curated record. The transcript has 5 exons. NCBI's taxonomy places the organism in Eukaryota, Fungi, Ascomycota, Eurotiomycetes, Onygenales, Ajellomycetaceae.